This is a messenger RNA of Pistacia vera, 5526 nucleotides long. RefSeq names its product DDT domain-containing protein PTM. The transcript has 9 exons. NCBI's taxonomy places the organism in Eukaryota, Viridiplantae, Streptophyta, Magnoliopsida, Sapindales, Anacardiaceae. The coding region runs from base 455 to 5506 and encodes 1683 amino acids. The record is from RefSeq and is a predicted model, not a curated record.
UCCACAAACACAAAAACAGAGAGCAUAAAAGACAUAUCUGUAAUGGCGGUUAUCAAACCCUAACAAGGUAAAACCUCUCUCUGUGUUUCUCUCCAAACAAAUAGAAAUAUAAAUCAACGUAUACAUAUAAAAAUCGUUCAAUCUAUCACUCUAUUUCUCCACUUACCACUCGAUCACUCUCGAUUUCGAAAAAAAUCGAUUCUAAUCCCUAUCUAUCUCUCGGAACACAGAAUUUUAUGAAAUUUGGUUUUCCAGCAGUUAGUUUAACUAACUGUUGAUUUAUUUGUCUUGAUUUGUUUCAUAGGAUCUGUGAAGAUUCUGGAUCUCCGAGUUAUUGAAACGAAGCAUUAAUCGUGUCUGCAGCAAAUUGUUCGAUUUUUUGGAACAUAGAGUUAUUUAUAGUGAAUUUAGUUGAAUCUAGGGUUUCGAUUUGAUUUGAUUUGUUAUCGAUCUAAUGGAGGUUAAGGUGAGUAGACCUAGGGGUAGACCGAGGAAAAGAAAGAGACCAGAGGAUGAAAAUGUUGUGGUCACGGAUAAGAGACGCGGUUUUGUUGAGGUGAAACCAAUUCCGUUAGUUGGUAGAUAUGUGCUGAAAGAAUUUGCGGGAAAUGGUAUAUAUUUAGGGAAAAUUGUUUAUUAUGAGAGUGGAUUGUAUAGAGUGGAUUAUGAGGAUGGUGAUUGUGAGGAUUUGGAUAGCAGUGAGCUACGUCAGUUCCUUGUAGGUGAAAAAGAUUUUGAUGAUGAACUAAGUAGAAGAAGGGUGAAACUAGAUGAAUGGAUCUUGAAAAGGAGUGUCAAGAAGAAGCAGGAUGAUAUAGAGAAGAAAGAUAGGGAUUUAAAAUGUGAGGUGGACAAGGUAGAAGUUUCUGUUCUGAGUGACGUGAGUGGCAGAUUGAUGGUUGAUGACGAUGAGGAACUAGUUGAAGGUGAUGUGGAUUCGUCAAGUGAUUCGUGUGAGCAUGUGCGUGACAUGGAUGCCAGUUUGGAGGCUGAAGCCCCACAUAUUCCUCCUCUUCAACUGCCACCAUCUUCGGGGACUAUUGGUGUGCCAGAGGAGUAUGUUUCACAACUUUUUUCAGUAUAUGGGUUCUUGAGGUCUUUUGGUAUUCGACUGUUUUUGAGCCCAUUUGGAUUGGAUGAUUUUGUUGGGUCACUAAAUUGUUGUGUUCCAAACACAUUGAUGGAUUCCAUUCAUGUGGCUUUGAUGCGUGUGUUGAAGCGUCAUCUUGAAGCACUCUCUUCUGAUGGCUCAGAGCUUGUAUCAAAUUGCUUCAGGUGCAUGGAUUGGAGCUUGCUUGAUACAUUGACUUGGCCUGUUUAUGUAGUCCAGUAUCUCACCUUAAUGGGAUACACAAAAGGACCUGAGUGGAAAGGAUUCUACAACGAUGCUUUAGAGAGGGAGUAUUAUUCCUUAUCUACAGGAAGGAAGUUGAUGAUUUUACAAAUCUUGUGUGACGAUGCAUUAGAUUGUGGAGAAAUACGAGCUGAAAUUGACAUGCGUGAAGAAUCAGAAGUUGGGAUAGACCCUGAUGCAGUUGUAACUAAUGCUCCAGAAAAUGGACCCAGAAGGGUCCAUCCUAGGUAUUCCAAAACUUCAGCUUGCAAGGGUAGAGAGGCUGUGGAGAUCAUUGCAGGAAGCAAUGAGACAAAGUCUGCUUGUAAAGCAGGGGACGUCGAUGCUCCUGACGAUGAUGUGGAUGGGAAUGGUGAUGAAUGCUGCAUUUGUGGCAUGGAUGGAACUUUGCUUUGCUGUGAUGGUUGCCCGUCGGCAUACCAUACAAGAUGUAUAGGUGUUGCCAAAAUGUAUAUACCAGAAGGCUCAUGGUAUUGCCCGGAGUGCACAAUAAAUAAGACGGGUCUGAUUAUCACUAUGGGAACAUCACUUAGAGGAGCAGAAGUUUUUGGCAUUGAUUCAUAUGAGCAAGUCUUCUUGGGUACAUGCAAUCACUUAAUGGUGCUCAGUACAUCCAAUAACACUGAACCAUAUUUUAGAUACUACAAUCCCUUUGACAUCCCAAUGGUCCUGCAAGUGCUUUUAUCAUCUGCACAACAUAUAUCAUCGUACUCAGGAAUAUGCAAGGCAAUUCUACAGUAUUGGGGCAUCCCAGAAGGUGUCAUUGAUCCCAUGGGAGUGAUAAAGGCAGAUGAAAAGUUUUGUAGUCUAUCACCUCAUCCUCCUGUCAAGGAAAGCUGUGGAGUUACAGAUAUGGUUGAAGCUGAGAAUGCAUGUAGUAACAAUGGAAGUAAUUUAGAUAAUGUGGCAGUUUCAAGUUUAGGUACUUCUGUGGACACAAUGACCCAACCCAACCUUCCUGUUGGUCAGAGCAAUAGUUUAACUGUAACAGAAAAAACAAAUAUGAAGCUACAUGGACAUAUUAAGAUGGAGUCUGCCAUGUCUACUGGUUCGAUCACCCAGCAAGCUGAACCAUCUGAUCUAACCUACCAAAGCUUGGUCGACAGGUCAAGUGCAAUAGACUUUAUGACGUGCACCUCACGAAUCAGUAAUGAGAGUUAUAACAGGCAUGAAAGCUCAUGCUUACCGGCAAAUAUGUUCUUCCAAAGCAAGGAAGGAAAUUAUGCAGGUUUUUUAAGAGGUGGAAGAAACUCUGCUGGUAAUUGUGCUUACAUGGGAUCCAAUUUCAAACCCCAGGCAUAUAUAAACCAAUAUAUGCAUGGAGACUUUGCUGCAGCUGCUGCAGCUAAAUUGGCUGUUCUUUCAUCUGAGGAAAGCCAGGUUUCAGAGGCACUCAAAUCAGGAAAUGCCAGAAAAGUUAUCUCUGGUAGCAUUUUAAUGCAAGCAAAAGCAUUCUCGUCAACAGCCUCACGCUUUUUCUGGCCAUGUCCGGAAAAGAAGCUUUGGGAGGUUCCUAGGGAGAGGUGUAGUUGGUGUUAUUCUUGUAAAGCCCCAGCUUCAAGCAGGAGAGGAUGCAUGUUGAAUUCAGCUAUCACAAUUGCCACUAAAGGUGCUAUGAAGUUUUUUAAUGGUCUUCAUCCCCCGAAGAUUGGGGAGGGGAGUCUUCCUACUAUUGCAGCAUACAUAUUAUACAUGGAGGAGAGCUUAUGUGGUCUUAUGAAGGGCUCCUUUGUGAGUUCAAGUUAUAGAAAUAGAUGGCGUAAACAAGUUCAAGAAGCUUCUACAUUCAAUUUGUUAAAAGGCCUCUUACUUGAACUUGAGGAAAACAUCUGCCUUAUCGCUCUUUCUGGGGACUGGAUUAAGUUGAUGGAUGAUUGGCUGGUGGACUCUACCAUGAUUCAAAGUGCUUCAUGCAAUGUUGGAACAACAAGGAAACGUGGACCCAGUCGGAAGCGAGGUCGGAAACAAUCUGGUGUAUCAGAAGAUACAGCUGAUGAUUCCAAUGACCAAAGUUUCAGCUGGUGGCAAGGGGGGAAGUCAGCAGAUGUUAUAUUCCAGAAAGCAAUUUUGCCACGUUCAAUGGUUAGAAAUGCAGCUCGCCGAGGUGGUGUGAGAAAAUUUUCCAAUGUUAAUUAUGGUGAUGGUUCUGAGUUUCCUAAAAGAAGCAGGCAGUUGUUUUGGAGAGCUGCAGUGGAAAGGAGUAAGACUGCUUCGCAGCUUGCACUUCAGGUUAGAUAUGUGGACCUUCAUGUUAGAUGGAGCGAUCUUGUCCGUCCCGACCAGAAUCUCCAGGAUGGAAAGGGUCCAGAGACAGAAGCUUCUGCUUUCCGAAAUGCAAUUAUUUGCGAUAAGAAAAUUGUGGAAAACAAGAUCAGAUAUGGAGUUGUUUUUGGGAAUCAAAAGCAUCUUCCUUCACGUGUUAUGAAGAAUAUCAUUGAAAUAGAGCAAAAUCAAAAUGGAAAGGAGAAGUAUUGGUUUCCUGAAACUCGCAUUCCCUUAUAUCUGAUCAAAGAGUAUGAAGAAAGCAAGGAUAAGGUUAUUUUUCCAUCAGCAAAGAAGCCGUCAGAUGAAUUGUCUGAGUUGCAGAAAAAGCAGUUGAAAGCUUCCCGAAAAGACAUGUUUUCCUAUCUUGUCUGUAAGAGGGAUAAGCUGGAGAAGUGUGCUUGUGCUUCAUGUCAUCUGGAUGUUUUACUUGGGAAUGCGGUCAAGUGCAGUGCAUGCCAAGGUUAUUGUCAUGAGGGUUGUACUUUAAGUUCAAUGUACAUGAAUGGUGAAGUGGAGCCCUUGAUCACCUGCAACCAGUGUUAUCAUGUCAAAUUUCUUGCCCCGAGUCUAGUUCGCAGUGAGUCUCCAACUAGUCCCUUGCCCUUGCAACGGCAAGAAUAUCAAACUGCUAUGACGGUCACUAAAGCAACACGACCUAAUGCUUUUAGCCAACCUUUAGCAUGUGUUAAAACUGAGGAGAGUGUUACUGAUGUUAAGCAAACUACUUCUAAUUCUAAUUUGGCAACGAAAACCCGAAGUAGAACAUUGUCUUGGGGAAUCAUAUGGAAGAAAAAGAACAUUGAAGAUAAAGGUGCUGAUUUCAGGCGUGCAAACAUUCUCCUAAGGGGUAGCUCAGAUGUACAAGGUUUAGGGCCUGUUUGUGAUCUGUGUCAACUGCCGUACAACUCUGAUCUGAUGUAUAUUCACUGUGAAACUUGCGAAAGGUGGUUUCAUGCUGAAGCUGUUGAACUUGAGGAGUCAAAGCUUUCUGAUGUAGUAGGUUUCAAGUGUUGCAAAUGUCGUAGGAUUGGUGGACCUGAGUGUCCCUACAUGGAUCCUGAACUCAAGGAAAAAAAGCGCAAGAACCGUCGCUUGAGGGCUCAAAAGCAGGGACAAGGCGCUAUGAAGAUGGAAUCUGAGUUUGGCACCCCUUCUGAAUCUAAGGAGUGUAAACCCACUACUCCAAUGUAUCCCAUGGAGGAAGUAUUUGUACCAAACACUGAUCCUCUCCUUUUCUCUCUUUCAAAAGUUGAGCUUAUCAAAGAGCCCAAUUCAGAAGUGGGUUUUGGAUGGAAUGCUGCUGGGCCAGGGCCGCAAAAACUUCCAGUCAGAAGGCAUGUGAAAUGCGAAGAGGAUGUUGAUGGUAGUUCUAUUGGGAAUUAUCUUUCUCAAGCUGAAUUAUCUAUGCAUUUUGAAUCAAAUAACGUCAUGAACCCAGAGGAACCUUCAGUUCCGUGUGUGGGAUGGGAUACUUCUGCCAAUGGCCUUGAAGGAGAGAUGCUGUUUGACCUUGGAGGUCUUAGCUAUGAAGAUAUGGAGUUCGAACCCCAAACCUACUUUUCUUUUUCAGAGUUGCUAGCAACAGAUGAGGGUGGUACUUUGGAUGGAACUGAUACCUCUGGGGUUGUGCCUGGAAACCAGGAAGAUAUUUCUUUUUCAAUUUCACAGGAUAUACUCCCAGAACAUGGAAUGGGUACAUCUAAUGAUAAACAUUCAAAUUCAACUGUUGGUACAAUGCAUUGUCGAAUUUGUUCAGAUAUGACAGAAUCCCCUGAUCUCUCAUGCAAGGUUUGUGGGUUUUUGAUACAUCGCCGUUGUUCUCCUUGGGAUGAGUCCUGUCACACAGAAGGAAGUUGGAGAUGUGGGAAUUGUCGAGAGUGGCGAUAGCUGACUCCUUGUUUUUUAAA